Molecule: messenger RNA, 1114 nt
Organism: Scaptodrosophila lebanonensis
Lineage: Eukaryota; Metazoa; Arthropoda; Insecta; Diptera; Drosophilidae
Gene: Tctp
Product: translationally-controlled tumor protein homolog
Exons: 1
Coding region: 104-622 (172 amino acids)
Cellular component (GO): cytoplasm
Molecular function (GO): calcium ion binding
Source: RefSeq, a predicted model, not a curated record
UUGCUGUCGAGCGCGUGGCAAGUCGUGUCGUGAGGUCCCGGUUUGGUGCAGUUUUAAUUGCAAUUUUCUAUACGCCAUCAUUUGAAAACCCAACGCCAACAAGAUGAAAAUCUACAAGGAUAUCAUCACCGGUGACGAGAUGUUCGCCGACACAUACAAAAUGAAGCUGGUCGAUGAGGUUAUCUACGAGGUAUACGGCAAACUCAUUAGUCGCACCGAAGGCGACAUCCAAAUUGCUGGCUUCAAUCCAUCUGCCGAGGAGGCUGAUGAGGGCACUGAAUCCAACGUCGAGAGAGGCGUUGAUGUCGUGCUGAACCACCGUCUACAAGAAUGCUUCGCUUUCGGCGACAAAAAGUCCUUCACACUCUACCUUAAAGACUACAUGAAGAAGGUGCUGAGCAAGCUGGAGGAAAAUGCACCCGACCAAGUAGAUGUGUUCAAGACAAACAUGAACAAGGUGAUGAAGGAGAUUUUGGGCCGCUUCAAGGACUUGCAGUUCUUCACUGGCGAAUCCAUGGACUGUGACGGAAUGGUAGCUAUGUGCGAAUAUCGUGACAUCGAUAAUGCUAGCGUUCCAGUGCUCAUGUUCUUCAAACACGGUCUCGAAGAGGAAAAGUGCUAAAGUGGUGUGUGCGUGUGUGUGUACUGCCCCCAUUGCUGCAGGCAAUGCAACAACCCCCAAGUUCAAUGGCAGCAACAACACAAAGAACAAUAACAACCUCCUAAACUGCAACAAGAAACGCCCCGGCGCAGACACACAUGCUACGAACAGAAGAGACACAUACUCAUGCACAUAAUUCACGGAUUUUUAGUUUCAAUUUCAAUAAGUUCAAAAUUUUGUUUAAACAAGUAGAAAGUUCAGCGAAAAUGGUCCAAAUUUAUACGUAUUUUAAUUUUAUACAUUUAUAUUCAUUUUCAUGUUUGUCUAAGAUCAAAAUAACUGUUUAUUGAAUACAAAAUUGUACUACCAAGAGAACCAAGAGACGAGCACGCAGACAGCCGCCCAGCCCAAAAUAACAGCCAAAAUGGCUGUCUGGGGACAGGGCCAGCAGUAGCUAAAAUAAUUAAUAAAAAGAUCUUAACUAUUGUAAUUAAACAAAGCAACGUAAAUUAA